Soboliphyme baturini is the source of this 699-nucleotide messenger RNA. The record is from the annotation of a GenBank genome assembly. Lineage: Eukaryota; Metazoa; Nematoda; Enoplea; Dioctophymatida; Soboliphymatidae.
AUGCAUGAUACCGUAUCCAGAGUUCGGCUGUUGCUGCCUGUUCAUUGUGAGCCGUUCGAUUCGAAACUGAUGGGGCAAAUGAAAACGUCGCAGGUUCAGUACUUGCAGCUGCGACCAAAGUUGCAAGAGGGCGAAGACUGGUUUGAAGAGUUUAUGGCUGAAACGCUGGGUGUUCCUGGCGCCCAUUUGAUCGCUGCGGAUGCUUCGAUUGUUGGCGGAAGGGGAGUACGUAUUUUGCAGCUGGACCAAGGGCAGGCUCCUCUUGGCGAAGCAGCGAAUUUGGCUGAAGUUCUGUUGCGAGUUGUUCGGGCUGUCAUGGGGGCCUGCCGAAGGAGUAAAGACUGGAAGGAGGUGUACGUCAGUCUGAUGCUUCCACCGAGAAUGCUUAAAAGACGCAACAGAAAGACGGUACCGCUGCUGAACGCAUGCAUGCGAAGAAUCGAGGAGGCGUACGAUGAAAUCGAGUCAAAAGUGGCCAUGGAUGAGGUGUUUAUUAAAAUGGCUUUCGAAAUAUUCGAAUUGAUAGAUCAUUCACGUGUUGAGGAAGAAUUUUUUUCUGUGCCCGGAAUCUCCAUCUCAAAUCGCUUCAAGAGGUGGGAACAGCUUUUGAAACGUGAUGAUUUCUCUGAGUUAUCUUCCAGAGUUAUUUUCGAAGUUCCCAUAACUGAUGAUGAAGUGGCACUACAACAUAAAACCUGA